CUUAUAUGGAACCCUAAUCUUAUAAGUUAUAAUGCAAGUAUAUUGUUACUGCUGAAACCACAGUUUUGAGCAUGUAAGUACAGUCGGUAGUAAACAUAACUCUACAAAAAUGUUGAAACACUGCAUUUAUUGCUUAUGUUAUGUUUAUCGUUUCUAUAAACAACCAAAAAAACGAAAUAAUGCAAUUAACGAGAUCAUACCUCAUCACACGAUCAGUCAAUAUGAUCACAUGUACCUUUACAUAGUAAAACAACCUGAGUGGUUAGUGGUCAACAGGCCGCAAUACUACGCAAGAAGUCCCGGGUUCGAUUCCCGGCUGGGCAGAAAUUGAAAUGAUGAAUUUUAAUUCCUGUGAUGGGUCUGGGUGUUACUAUGUAUAAUGUGUACCUAUGUAUUUAAAUAGUUUUUAAGUAGUAUAUCCAAUGGAUAUUAUGUAUUAAGCUAGCACCCAUAACACAAGCAUUUUAGUUGCUUACUUUGAAACUAGAUGGCGCUGCGUGAUAUUAUUCAAAGAAAGAAAGAAAGAUAGUAUGUUUAAGAAAUAAUCUAAAGUAUGUAACAAGAAAAAUAUCCUAAUAUGAAAAAAAAAUCAUCAUUUUUUUACGCCGACUGUACCUACACUGAUUAUGCGGACGUCUGAGUAAAUUGAAACUUUUGUUUUUCACAAAUGUUAAUGUUAAUCAGCAAUAACAUUUUGUAAUUGCUGAUUCUAUAAAAAAUUUUGGCCAGUGAUCGUAAACCCUGUGUUUGAAGGUUACUUUUGUAAUUAUACAUUAUAUUUUACCCGUUAACUAAGCGGUACAAAUGGAAAAAAUGUUGACUACCUCUUUUGCUGAUCUUGCAUUAUUUUUAGAUAAAUUAUGACCUCCAAAUCGAUAAAAUUUAAUAACUCCAGUAGUGCCACAUAGUGCUCAUCAACCUUCAAGGUUAAGGUAUUCUUCAGCUUCAAGACCAAUCUACAGCAACGAAAUAAUGUCGGACUUUGAGUAUUACUGCGACAAAAAAGCAGUUGCCAAGCGGCACGGAAAUAAACGCGAAGACAUAGAUUCUGAAGAGGAAACAUCUUGUAAAAGGUUGAAGCAGCAGAGACCGCGAAAAACAGCCAAACAUUUAUUUGACGACUCUGAAGACGAAUCAGUUAAUAAACCGUUGAAGCAGAAACCUCGAAAAACGGCCAAACAUUUAUUCGACGACUCUGAAGAGGAAUCAGUUAAUAAACCAACUAAAUCAUCAGCGAAAAAGUCGUCUACCAAACGCAAGUCAGCAGAGAGCUCGAGUGGAGACAAACGAACUCGAACCUCAGGGUGGAAGCUGGACUUGGACGACGACGCGGACGUCGAGAGCAGUCGCGCGCGCAGCCAGCCCGGCCGCCUGCAGUCCGUGCUGACGCGCCGAGUGGCCGACGGAGUCCUGCGCCGCACCGCCUCUCUGCCUGGGGAUCUCUUCGUGGAGUUGCGCCUCUACAACGCGGACGAGAUACGAGCUGUGCAGCCGAAAGAUCGUUGGGAGAAGGCGGUAUUGUCACUCAAAUACCAAAGCAGCUCUAACGCCGAACAUCUUGACCUACUGCGGCAAUUCGUCACGCGUGCGCGAGAGGCAUUCGAAGAGGACGGUACUUUUUUCGCUGAUAAAAAAAAUAGUUCGUAAUUUGUUAUUAAUUAGUUAUUUAAGGUAAUAAAAUAAAAUACUUUUUUAUAUCUUAGUUUUUUCACCCAGUCUAUUUAAUUUCAUUCAAAGUUGUUAGGUAGGUUUUAAACUUUUUUAUAAUGUCUCAAAGAACGAUAUAUUGCACAGUGUGCGAUUUAUCAGUUAAAAGUAAUAGUUUCUCAGCUCAUCUCAAAAGUAAUACACAUAAAAAUAAUUCAGCAAUAGAAUUAGGAGAUGGUAUAGAAAAAAUAAGUAGUGCAUUCCGUAGUCGAAUAGCUACGUAUCGAUUGCGCAAUAGGGAUGAAGGCGUGCAGACGCCAGCCGAGUUCAUGCGCAGCAUGCGUGCGCGCGUGCGGCAACUCAUACAAGCGCGACAACUAGCAUUUAACAGCCUUAAAGUCAACUUCGAAUUAUUUGCAGAAUUUUCUCUUAGAACUAAUGACUCUAACAAAUCUGAGCUAAAAUCAUUUGCUACAGAGAACUUUACCAUACAUAAGAAC
Messenger RNA from Ostrinia nubilalis (European corn borer), 2147 nucleotides. Its product is annotated as protein IWS1 homolog. The transcript has 5 exons. Bases 973 to 1647 code for a protein of 224 amino acids. NCBI's taxonomy places the organism in Eukaryota, Metazoa, Arthropoda, Insecta, Lepidoptera, Crambidae. The record is from RefSeq and is a predicted model, not a curated record.